This is a messenger RNA of Penicillium verrucosum, 939 nucleotides long. RefSeq lists its product as uncharacterized. Lineage: Eukaryota; Fungi; Ascomycota; Eurotiomycetes; Eurotiales; Aspergillaceae. The record is from RefSeq and is a predicted model, not a curated record. Bases 1 to 939 code for a protein of 312 amino acids. The transcript has a single exon.
AUGAGCGGUUAUAAAUUCCCCGUCGAUCUCAAGCAGUUCAAGCAGCUUAAGCUUGACCCGAAGACCCCACAGCUAUCAGCCCAACAGAAGAGCGAUUUGCAACACAACAUCGACAUUUUUAGAGAUGCCAUCAUUGCCUUCACAGCAACGGGUGCCGCCCGUGGCGUUGCAGGUCACACUGGAGGUCCCUUCGAUACAGCCCCAGAAGUCUGCAUCCUGCUUGCUUUCAUAAACGCCAACCCUAACAAAUGGGUUGAUGCCCUGUACGACGAGGCUGGUCACCGUGUCGCCACACAAUACCUACUGGCCGCAAUGGACGGCAAGAUUGAGCCCGAUCACCUCCUGAACUAUCGCGCUGCCGACUCCCAUCUCCCCGGCCACCCCGAGCUCGGUUUCACGCCCGGUGUCAAGUUCAGCUCCGGUCGCCUGGGUCACAUGUGGGGUAUGGUCAACGGAAUUGCUAUGGCCAACAAGGAUAAGAAUGUGAUUCUGUUGGGAUCUGAUGGAUCCCAGCAAGAAGGAAAUGACGCUGAGGCUGCACGCCUUGCCGUAGGCAGAAAUCUGAACGUUAAGCUCUUCGUCGAUAACAACGAUGUCACAAUUGCCGGACACCCUUCAGAAUACCUCAAGGGUUAUGAGGUUGCUCGGACCCUUGAUGGACAUGGCCUGAAAGUCCUCCGUGCCCAGGGUGAGAAUCUCGACUCCCUAUACGGUGCUAUGUGCGAAGUCAUCAACCACGAUGGCCCCGCCGCUGUUGUCGUCGACCGCAGGAUGGCCCCUGGUAUUGAGGACAUUGAGGGAGAAACACACGCGCAUGAUGUCAUUCCUGUCGAAAUCGCUCGCAAAUACCUCACAAAGCGCGGAUACAGCAAAGAACAACUUGCUUUCUACGACGAUAUCAAGCCUGGCUCAAACCCCCCACACAUACAAGGGUUCUAG